AUGGCCGCCCCCGUCGGAGUCCACCUUGUGGGAAGUCUCCCUCUCGCUGAAACUGAGCAGGUGUUCCGUCAACUCCCGGCGGCCCUCCCAGACCGUCUCAACUCGAUCCCUGAUGGCGAGCCAGGUGCCCGAGGGAACUACAUGUAUUGGGAGCUCCCCUGUUUUCCCAAAGAGGCAAGACGACCGUGGUUACCCGAUACCUGCAAUGUGCCCGAUAACCACCCCGGUUUCACUCGAGACUCCGUGGCCCCUUCCCAAUACGCCGGCGCAGCGCUUCAAUCCUACCAGACCUUCGUACAGUUACGCAACCAGUCCCUCAUACCCACGGGAGUCCGCUUCCAGGUUUCACUGCCCUCACCGUUCGCCUGCAUCCAGGGCCACGUGCGGCCCGAACUUCACGGGGAGCUCGAACCGUUCUACGAGCGUCGUUUACUCGACUCCCUAGAUGCCAUCAUCACCGGCAUCCCUGCCUCCGACCUGGCUAUCCAGUGGGACCUGCCCUUCGAAAUAGGUGCCCUAGAGCACGAGCGAGGCCGACUCCCCGCCGACUACUUGUUCAGGCCGCAGUUUGCACCCGUCAGACAGGGCCUGCUAGAUCGCAUUCGGCGUCUCUGCGUAAACAUCCCUCCCGAGGUACAUCUUGGUAUUCAUCUCUGCUACGGCAGUGAGGGGGGGAGGCGUUUCCUCGAGCCCGAAGAUCUGGGCGUAUCGGUGAAUUUCGCCAACGACAUCGCCGACACGAUCCGUCCGCGUGCGAUUAACUGGCUGCAUAUGCCGGUGCCGAAGGAGCGGGAAGACAUGGCGUACUUUGCACCGUUGGAGAGAUUGACGGUGGAUCAGGAGACGCGACUGGUCUUGGGGCUGGUGCAUCCUGACGACGAAGAGGGCACUCGACGUCGAAUUUGGGCGGCGCAGCAGAUCACUGGCAGGCGGUUCAGCGUGGCAACGGAGUGCGGAAUGGGAAGAAUGUCCGAGGAACAGCUGGAUAGUAUCUUGAAGAUUUCGAGAGAUGUGACCCAGUUCACUAUCCCGCAGUUGCAGCCCUCAAGCACCAACUAG
Messenger RNA from Aspergillus affinis, 1059 nucleotides. RefSeq lists its product as uncharacterized. The coding region runs from base 1 to 1059 and encodes 352 amino acids. Lineage: Eukaryota; Fungi; Ascomycota; Eurotiomycetes; Eurotiales; Aspergillaceae. The transcript has a single exon. The record is from RefSeq and is a predicted model, not a curated record.